This is a messenger RNA of Brassica napus (rape), 1614 nucleotides long. Its product is annotated as transmembrane emp24 domain-containing protein p24delta6. Gene Ontology annotation, biological process: endoplasmic reticulum to Golgi vesicle-mediated transport; Golgi organization; intracellular protein transport. Gene Ontology annotation, cellular component: endoplasmic reticulum-Golgi intermediate compartment; Golgi apparatus; COPII-coated ER to Golgi transport vesicle. The transcript is spliced from 4 exons. The record is from RefSeq and is a predicted model, not a curated record. NCBI's taxonomy places the organism in Eukaryota, Viridiplantae, Streptophyta, Magnoliopsida, Brassicales, Brassicaceae. The coding region runs from base 848 to 1504 and encodes 218 amino acids.
AAGUUCGGGUAGUUUUUUGAAUUAUAAUUGAGUUGAGGUCGUAUUUGACACUGAUCAAUUGUUCGGGUUGUAUUUGGCACGACUAAAAUUGUUGGGGUAGAAAUUGGCAUUUUUCCCUCCACCACCUAGUAGUCUAAAACGCAUGGCAUGGCCCAGACUAAUUAAGCUUCUGGUUCUAGUUCUAUGUUUUUUUCUGCAGAAAUGCACCAUAAAACCAAUUGAUUGUUUCAUUGUCUCGUCUGAUACAUAUGUGGUGAGAAUCAUACUACAUGUAAGUAGUUUGUAUCUAUUAACUGAACCAAUGAGAAUUCUUCUUGGAUCAAUUUAGGCAAAUAAUAUGCACAGCGUGAUACUUUCACAGAAUUAAGAAAAUGUGAUAUUUAUAGAAUUGUAUAUACAGACGUUCAAUGGUAGAGUUAUAUUAUUAUUUUCUGUGAAACUAAAUUUUUAGAGUAUAUAUUUCUUUCCUCUUUGAAGACAUAUUUUAAGAGAAAGAAAUUCAAAAUUUAGAGACAAAUGAUGGAAUUGAAAAUGUUGUUCCAAUGUCUUUGUUGAAUUUUUUUACUUUCCUUAUAGAGAUGAUUUUGUCCGGUCAAAAUUAAUCAAAGUUUCCAUUUAAGUAGAAACACCAUAUCCGGCUUGCGCGUGAACAAAAUUUUCACUACAUCCUACAUGGCUUGUUUGGAUUGGAUACAAGGAAAACAUCUACCAAUGGUUACAAGUUACAACGUACAAUGUGGAACAUAAAACUUUAACCCACGCGCCACUGUCGUAAAACCCUCUUUUGCUUCAUAACUAAAACAACCUCAAACACAUCUAUUCCCUCUCUCCCUCUCUUUCUCGAACAAUGACAAUCUCACCGUUACUAUUCAUUGGUUUGAUUUGCCUCGCAGGCGGUGGCUCUCUUCUACCGGCGGCGGAAGCGAUAUGGUUAACGGUUCCAAGUUCAGGCGAGAGAUGUGUCUACGAAGAGAUCCAUGCCAAUGUGGUCGUCGUCGUCGAUUACCUUUGCAUCGAUCAAAAUAACAUCGGACUUGGUCCCACAGUUGAUGUCCGGGUAAAUUCAGCUUACGGGAAAGAACUGUACAAGAAAACAAACGAGACGCACGGUCAGUUUGCGUUUACAACGAGCGAGUCCGGAACAUACUUAGCUUGUUUUUUGAUACACCACGAUCAGACACAUUACACAGCCAGCAAUAGCACUGCUAUCGUCAAUAUUGACUGGAAGAUGGGUAUCCAAACCAAAGAUUGGGAUGCUGUUGCUAAGAAAGAAAAGAUCGAGGGUGUGGAACUUGAGCUUCGAAAAUCUUCUGAACGUAUUACUGAAAUUAGGGCAAACAUUCUCUAUCUAAAAUUCAGGGAAUCAGCUAUGAGGGAGGUAAACGAGAAGACUAACAAGAGGGUUGCGCAGCUCAGCUUUAUUUCUUUAGGGCUCUGCCUUAUCGUUUCACUUUUUCAAGUUUGGCAUCUCAAACGCUUCUUCCUCAAGAAGAAGCUUAUCUAACUUCGUUGUGCUAUGUUAUUUUGAAAAAUCUUGUAACCUUGUGCCUUUUCUAGAGGUUCUAUAGUCAGGCUCCAGACCAAAUCAAUAAUGAAACAGAUGUUUAAUUUUUA